Molecule: messenger RNA, 744 nt
Organism: Acanthosepion pharaonis
Lineage: Eukaryota; Metazoa; Mollusca; Cephalopoda; Sepiida; Sepiidae
Source: the annotation of a GenBank genome assembly
AUGUUCGUUUAUCAUUUUUCUUUCAAUUCUCCUCCUUGUAUUACACAUCGUCUUUAUUUUUCUCUCACUCUGGUUCCUGAUCAUUUACUUUUUCUAAUAUUUCAUCAGAUAAAUAUUAUUUUAAGUAUUAUGAAAGCUAAUGUUAAAACAGCCAUUUUUUCCGCUUCGAUUCCUUGCUUUUUUCCUUUUCUACUUUUUUGUUCUUUUCUUAUUCCAUAUUCCCAUUAUCUCUUACUUAUUUUAAUUCUUACUUUCGAAUCUUUUUCUUAUAAAUAUUUCUUUGACUUCUCAUUUCUUCUUCUUUUUUGUAUUUUUCUUCUUUUUCUUUUCCUCCUCCUCCUCCUCCUCCCCUUCUUCUUCUAUCAUCGUUCUCCCCUCUUUCUUUAUUUCUCUCUCUCUUCUUCUUUUCUUUUUCGUCGUCACCCUUCUUCUCGUUGUCAUCGUCCUACUCCUCUUGCUUCCUCUCUUCCUCCUCGUCGUCGUUGUCGUCUUAUUCCUCCACCUCCUUCUUCACCUCGGCUUACUCUUCAUUAUCAUCGUCGUCUUUAUCCCCCUCCUUUUUUAUUUCGCCGUCGUUGUGCCCCUCCUUUCCUCUACCUCCUCCUCCUCGUCAUCGUCGCCGUCGGCUACGUAAUCUUCAUUUCAUCGUCUUUUACAUCACCUUUGCCGUCGUCGUUCUCCUACUACUACUACUCCUCCUUUUCUUCUUCUUCAAUUUUUUGUUUGUCUCUUUCUUUGAUUUGA